GAUUGAUGCGACACGGAUCCGUUGUAGCUAUGGUUGUCGUUGUUUAACUUUAGUUAUCCACCUUUGUGCUGGGUUAUGUGAUUAUGGAUUGAAUAUUUUCGACACCAGAACAACCUAUAGACAGGAUAAAGAAAGCAGCGGUUUUUGUUGAAGGAACAACCAGUUGAAAUACUUCGAUUAACGCAAAAUAUUCUCUCGACUAGUCCGACUGGUUCACUUUCAAUAUCGACGAAGAAACUGAAUCGAUGUCUGAAUCAGAAUAAUGAGCGUGGUAGAGGAUUAUGACUUUCCUGAUACAUAAGGCGGUGUACUUCAUCUGGCUGUGCCAGGUGAUGUACAGCACAGGUGAUUCAAGUUCAUGUAUUUGUAAUAUACCAGUAAAUUGCAGUGAGCCAGCUUAUACUGACUUAUUCGAAAUUUUGCGGGAUUACCAGUCACUGUUCAUUGAAUCCCCUCCAAAUUUCUACAAUGUCCCACAAGAAUGUUCAGUGAACUGCUCUGUCUUACCUACACCGCAGACAUCCACAGAUGGUCUUUUGAUUGACUUCCGAGUUUUGCCAAAUAUAUCACUAAGAGGAGUCAUAGAAGCCAGUCUAACUUCACUGAGCUAUGUGCCAUCCAGGACUGAUACAUUGGAAUACACAACCAGCUGGCAGACUGAUUCCUCCACACACUGUGAAACCACACCAUGCUUAAACACAGCAUAUACACAUACAGAAACUGCCACACUGGUGGUGACACCUAGUGGAACUGACCCACAUGUUUCCUUUAUAACGGAAGAAACAACUGUUGCUGUACAAAGUAGCAGUGAAAUGCUUGGAAAUGGGCCUAAUUCCUGGUUGCUUGGAGUGGUAUUUGGCUGUAUUGGGCUGUGUUGUCUGGUUGCCAUCAUAGUUGUCAUAUACUUCAAGAAGAAGGGAAAAAAACUUAGGUUUCGUGUAGGGCCAGGAUGCCAUGACAACAACAAUUUUUUGCACAAUUUCCAAAUCAGAGGUCAUAAGUACAUUCAGAAGAAAUCCAAACAUGGGAAUGACUAUGCUAUGACAACCGAUUUGUCCGGCUCACAGGCGCUAACACCUGUAGAGGGGAGAGAGAAUUUUUAUGAAAAUGCUAAUGUUAUUGAUGAAAAGAAUGUCCCGAAUGGGAAGACUCCCCCUUCAUCUCCUAAAGGAAGAAAGAGUACAUCUAGGCCUUUGAAAACUGCUGUGCCGAAAACUGCUCUGCCAAGUGUUUCUGCUGGUGUAGAGAAAACCGCGCCAGCUGACCUUUCUGGCUCACAGGCACCAACAUACGAAGAGGGGAGACAGAAUAUUUAUGAAAAUGCUAAUGAUAUUGAUGAAAAGAAUGUCCCAAAUGGGAAAACUCCCCCUCAAUCUCCUAAAGGAAGAAACAUUACAUCUAGGCCAUUGAAAACUGCUGUGCCGAGUGUUUCUGCAAGUGUGGAAGAAACCCCGAACCAAAACACAUUCUCCUCUGCGGAUGCGCACCCAGCGGAACAUCAACCACAAUCAGUACCUCCACUAUCCCAUCAGUGGAACAAAAAUAACAAUGGUCUUGAUGUUUAUAAUAACCAGAUAAAUCAUGAAAAUAAAAUCCCUCUUCAAGACAGUUCUGCAGAACCUAAGAAAAAAGAAAGGAAGAAAAAGAAAAGUGUCAAAGCAGUGCAAAAACCACGACCACUUCCACCAGCUCCUCAUAUCCCUUGAUAUGAAAUGGUGGCACUUUCUAUGGCAUAAAGUGAAAUGAUUUUAAUUGAACUAUGCUGAAUGAUUUUAAUACAGAACUCCUACAGACAAGGAUUUUCAUUAAAGAAUGAUAAGCUAGUGCGGAUAAUGUAGAUGCUUGCUAGGUUACUGUGAUCUAAAAGUGGGCUCUUUUUUUGUUUGCAGCAUUUUUCUUUCUUUUUGCAUAAUACAAGAAACACAUGCAAGGGAAUUGGUGUCAUCCAGAUAUUUGUGAAGUGAUGACUAAAAAAGCAUAAUUUGAUUACAAAUUAAUGUGACACUGAGUACAUUGUGGUUUUUUACAAGAAAAAAAAUUUAAGAGUACAGUGUGGGUUUUAAAGGAAAGCUGCCAUUUUUUUCAAUAAUUCUGAUUAAACAUUUUUAUUAUGUAUACAACUGAUUUUAAAGUGACAAUGUAACCACAUAAAAUGAUUUUCUGCUUGUACUCAUAUGAGAGGUCUAAUCAUGCUUAUACAAUGUUCCCAUUUUUAUGUGCAAGUCCCGUUCCAGUUUGUAUUGACGUGAGGUAGAUAUUUGAAACAUGAAGUAAAUAUUUCCCUGGUUCAAAUGGUGCUUGCUUCUACAUGUAUGUGGUAUUUUGAUUGUAUGUAGGGUUUGUAUGAGAACAAGCUGCUUCUAUUCCCACCUGUGUAUUUUGUGACGUGUCAUAUAGCUGGUAUAUGGAGUAAAUUACUCAACUUGCCUAUGUAUAAGAAGACACGUGAUAUACAGCUGUUGCAUUUUGACUGCAGUAUUGAAAAAAAUCUGCUGAUAUUUUACUUUGGAAAUCCAUUUUUAUGAUGCACAUCUGCUGAAAUGAAGGUGUAACACUGUAAUCAGAUUUAAGUAUAUUUGUCAUUUAAUAUAGGGAUUGUGUUGUUUAUAUAUGUAUCUGUUUUUCUGUUUAUAAGACAGUUACUCGUCAUUUAAUGUCAGAACUAAUAAUUAUUUUAAGAUAGAGUAAGAUCAGUUGUAUUGAAAAGCUGGUGCUUGUGUCAAAUGUGAUUGAUGUGAUUUGCCUUGCUUAAGAGGUGUCAAAAAUCUACUGCUGAGGUACUAAUGUAUGACUGUACAUUUAGCUUAUUAU
Molecule: messenger RNA, 2811 nt
Organism: Lingula anatina
Lineage: Eukaryota; Metazoa; Brachiopoda; Lingulata; Lingulida; Lingulidae
Source: RefSeq, a predicted model, not a curated record